This is a messenger RNA of Neolamprologus brichardi, 2857 nucleotides long. It is a transcript of the gene tmem184a, whose product is annotated as transmembrane protein 184a. The record is from RefSeq and is a predicted model, not a curated record. Lineage: Eukaryota; Metazoa; Chordata; Actinopteri; Cichliformes; Cichlidae.
UGUAAACCUGUUGAUUUGUGCCGCUUCCCAGAGUCGCCACUCGAGGAUACGUUCAAAUCUCUGCUGUUUAUAAUUUUAUUUGUUAUUUCGUGGCAUCUCGCAGUAAAUUCGGGUUCUAUCGUAAUAUCUGUAUACUCUAUAGAAGCAUUUUUUUAUGCUCUCCGACUGUGUGGACUUCGACCUCUGCGAGACACCUGCCUCAAACAAGGAAGUCGAGUUUGUUGACUGCGUCGCGGAUGAAGUCAACGAGCGAUUAGUAAAUGGGCCUAAAUUGUCACGUUUAGCUGUUCUGAAAUAUAUUUCACCCUUAAAGCUCGUCGUGUAAUUUUGGCUUGUGGACAGUGACUUCUAAACGCGAUAAAGCUACUUCCGCCCUCUCCGGGACAAGGAGAUCUCUUUGUUGACAGUAAAGAAGAUGAACCUUUCUUCGGAAGACAUGGCUUCAUUAACCGAAAAUAAUUCGUCUGCCCUGGAUGCUUCAAAGUCAGGCAUGUCCAACAUGACCAUUAUUGUAUCAGGCAACGGAGCAAUCAUACAGAAUGGGAUGUUUUUAAACACAGUGACUGCCCAGGUCCUCUCAGGGAUAUUCGUCUGGUCUGCCUUGCUAAUAACUUGUCACCAGAUCUAUACACACCUUAGAUCCUACACCGUCCCAAAUGAGCAGCGCUACAUCAUCCGCAUCCUGUUUAUUGUGCCAGUUUAUGCCUUUGAUUCUUGGCUCAGCCUUCUUUUCAUCAGCAACAACCAGUACUAUGUCUACUUUGAUUCUGUCCGAGACUGCUAUGAAGCUUUUGUCAUUUACAAUUUCCUGAGCCUGUCCUUUGAGUAUUUGAGAGGAGAGAGUGCAAUCAUGUCAGAGAUCCGAGGGAAGCCUAUACAAUCAAAUUGUCUGUAUGGUACCUGCUGCCUCGUUGGAAUGAGCUACUCCAUUGGCUUUUUGAGAUUCUGCAAACAGGCGACUCUCCAGUUCUGUGUUGUCAAACCCAUCAUGGCAGUCAUCACCAUCAUCCUGCAGGCCUUUGGCAAAUAUCACGAUGGAGAUUUUAAUGUGAAUGGAGGAUACCUGUAUAUCACAAUCAUCUACAAUAUUUCAGUCAGCCUGGCCCUCUACGCUCUAUUCCUUUUCUACUUCGCAACAAGUGACCUGCUCAGACCGUACGAACCGGUGCUCAAGUUUCUCACGAUUAAAUCCGUCAUCUUCUUAUCCUUCUGGCAAGGAAUGGUCCUCGCCAUCCUGGAGCGCUGUGGCGUCAUUCCCAAUGCACUUUUCAUCGACGGACACGAGGUUGGCGCCGGUACUGUGGCGGCAGGCUGGCAGAACUUUAUCAUCUGCAUUGAGAUGUUCUUUGCUGCCAUUGCCCUCAGAUACGCCUUCACCUGCACUGUCUACCAGCAGAAAAAAAAUGAAGUGCCAGAAAUCCUCCCACCAAUGCAGAGCAUUUCCAGUGGUCUGAAGGAAACGAUAAACCCGGGAGACAUGGUGCAGGAUGCCAUCCACAACUUCUCUCCAGCCUAUCAGCAGUACACCCAGCAAUCCACACAGGAGGUGACCCUGCCCACCACAAAUGGAAAAGUGGCCACAGGCAGCUCCCGCAAGUCUGACAAAAUCAUGCUGAUUACAUCUGAUGAUGAGUACUAGGCAUUUUUCCAGCAAGAUCCAGGUGUUUGUGCCCUUCCCACCCCUGUUGCUGACCCCCUGGAGGAACAGCUUUAUCUUAUGAUGCAUAAAGCUGGAUUGAACCCAGGUGUUUAAUUUUCAGUUUCCCAGUAUUUCAGAUGAGCUUCCUACUUUUGUCCCGUUUCAGUGCUAAUUUGACCACAUGAUGGAUUACGUAUUAAAAUGAAUAGCUUAAUAGCCAGAUAUCUGAUUUGAGUUCAUAUCAGCAGUAAUAAUUGCAGGAGAACGACAUGUCGCCUUCACUCUAUCAGAGAAGACUGGAGUGCUGUGUUUUAUUUAAAUCAAGCUGCUGGAUUUUCAGCUGUGUCGCCGAUGCUGAUUCUGUCAUUCUGUCGGCGCUCUGGCCGUCUGAAGUGUGCUCCCUCUGAUUCAUGUCAGUUUCAAAGAGGAGAUGAUUAAUGUGUGACUCCAGGUGGGAAGCAGGGAAGCCAGAGAUGGCUGGGAGUGGCACUUCAUGGACCGUUUCCCGCAUCUGCUUGUUUGAAGUAUUUGCUGAGCAUUCCUCAGCACGGGUUCCUGACAAAUGGAAGGAUUUGUUCAAAGACACAUUAGUUUUGGAGCAGGCACUUCACAAUUGCUUUGUGUCUACCGUAGCAGGGAUAAACUGGAUAAACCUGCCUCCUACAGUGUGGAAGUUACAUUAUUCUCAUUAAUUUCCUCAGUGUGCUAAAGAGUGAAACUCAGUGCAACUAGACAGCAGUUUACUAGAUUCGUUUUUCACAGUUCCUGCAGCGUUGUAAAUACUUUUAGUGGCGCUUUAUUUUGUUUUUAGGCUGACAUGUGGACAUCACUAUUUACAUUAUGAUUCCAUGUUCCAGGGAUUGUGAAAUCUGUACAGAAUUUGAUUAGUUCGAUAUGAUAUGAUAUGUUCUGUUUGGAGUAUAAUUUUAAAGAUCCUAAUAAUAUUUAUUGUGUGUAUCUCAGGCCUAGAUAAAACCAAAACCUGUGCUAGGAGAAAAAGACUUUUGCUCAUCUCUUUUUUCCCCCUUUAGCAAACAUGGGAGUUGUUUUAAAACAGAGGCUAACAAAUGCUUGUGAAUUUUUAAACCCUCUUGUGCCAAUAAUACCUGUCUUUCUGGGAAAGCAGAAAUUAAUUUCCAUUUGGGUAUAAAAACAUUCAAAAUUGUUUUAUUCUUGUUUCUUAAUCAGCCAAAUAAAAUAAGAGUUUUCCUUCUCUAA